Molecule: messenger RNA, 415 nt
Organism: Drosophila rhopaloa
Lineage: Eukaryota; Metazoa; Arthropoda; Insecta; Diptera; Drosophilidae
Gene: RpS28-like
Product: 40S ribosomal protein S28
Exons: 1
Coding region: 63-293 (76 amino acids)
Biological process (GO): ribosomal small subunit assembly; translation; maturation of SSU-rRNA
Cellular component (GO): cytosolic small ribosomal subunit; ribosome
Molecular function (GO): structural constituent of ribosome
Source: RefSeq, a predicted model, not a curated record
UGCUGAAACUAAAGAAAUUCUAAAUACUUACGAAACCUUAGUUCUGUUGUUUAUUUCUAAAAAUGUCCCAACCGGUCGCAUCCAAAGCUCGUGUUAUUAAGGUUCUGAAUCGCAUUGGAGCCCGUGGAAUCCUAACCGAAGUCCGGGUGCAGCUGGUGGAUCAGCCCAGGAUGCAAUUUAUGCGAACUGUGAAGGGACCCGUCCGCCUGGGAGAUAUAGUCGAUUUUGAGGACACCGAAAUGACUUGGCAGUCUUCAAGCAGGAGCAACAGCAACUUUGGAGAUAUUUGCUAAACUUAUGAAGACAUCGGUGGUACCAAAAGUCGGAAGCGCCGGCUCUUAAAAGCUAUCUUAACUCGUUACAUGAUUAAAUCGAACUUAUGCACUAUAAACAAGCUAUAAAUAAAAUAUUUUAA